This is a messenger RNA of Homarus americanus (American lobster), 801 nucleotides long. RefSeq lists its product as uncharacterized. Lineage: Eukaryota; Metazoa; Arthropoda; Malacostraca; Decapoda; Nephropidae. The record is from RefSeq and is a predicted model, not a curated record. Bases 115 to 648 code for a protein of 177 amino acids. The transcript is spliced from 5 exons.
UCUGUAUUGAUCAUUGCAUUGCAGAUCAUUUCCAAGCAAAUCGUCGUUGAGUACACAUCUGUCCUCUCCAUCUUGAUCAUCACCUUUGAAAUCGAGCAGGUAGAUACCUGAACUAUGAGGCCGGUGAGGGUCCUAAUGUACUCUUCAAAGUUUCGGAUAUUGAUGGUUGUCUUGGUGUUGCUGAUAGUGAUGCAGGUCUUCCGUAGUAUCUACUUUCCACUUAGAUAUGAGUCUCAGAUGCACGUGAACGUCACUACUGUAGGAGCAAUGUCUUCAGGUUUUUGGGCAAAAUGGUUGAGUCUUAAAGUACCCUGGGCUCACUCGAUGCCAGAGCUGUCAGGUAAUGUAAAUAAAUUUUUGAACUCGGCUUCUAAUAACCUUAUCACCAGAACAGCAACAGGUAAUGAAGGAAAGAGUUUUAAAGCUGGUGUAAAAAUGUCCAAGUUAUUUAACAAUGAGAAACAAACUUUAAUGGACCUUUAUAAGAUUUCCGAUACUUGUGAUACAGAAAAGAGCGCCGAACAAUCAAACAUACUUCUUGGUGGCAUAAAGACUUCAGCAAACGUAAUUGGUAGUGGUGCUGGUACACAAAGUAAACCUCUUUGCCCCGUUACACCACCUAACCUCAAGGGUCGUCUUAAGGUGUAGCGCACAUCACCAACCCUUCUUGAACAGGAACGCAGCCACCCAGAACUUAAGGUAGGAGGUCACUACACACCAGCGAAGUGCCAAGCUCGACACAAAGUUGCCAUCAUCAUCCCAUACAGAGACAGAGAGACACACCUGGCUGUGUUCCUCUAU